Messenger RNA from Cyclospora cayetanensis, 1374 nucleotides. RefSeq lists its product as uncharacterized. The coding region runs from base 1 to 1374 and encodes 457 amino acids. Lineage: Eukaryota; Apicomplexa; Conoidasida; Eucoccidiorida; Eimeriidae. The transcript has 4 exons. The record is from RefSeq and is a predicted model, not a curated record.
AUGGAGGCCUCUGCCGUAGCAGUGGCGCCUCCUUCUUCAGCGACAGUCUCCUCCAAAGAAGGCUUCCCGAAGCAACAGACUCCUGCAGAAACACAAGAAAGUACUCCCUCGAAGGCGUCUGGGGAGGAGGAGGGGUCUCGAAGUGCCCUCGCAGCAGCGCACGGCACCCCCCGAUCGUCGCCAGCCUGCUGGCCUUUCAUCAGCUCCCACCACAGAGAAUGGCUCUUUACGGCAGAAGAGCUGCAGCAGAAACGCAAAGAGGUUCAUGCGCAGGCACUGGAACGCUUGGCAGCAGUGGACGCUGCAGCAACGGCAGACGCUCCCACAGCAGAGGAUCUCCUGCUCCUGCAGCGCUACUUCGCCUUGCAGCUUUUGUUCAUCUUCAGGCGGAAGGGCCUUAAGGCUUUCGCUCUGGAAACAGCGUGUCUUUUCUUCCACCGCUUCUUUCUCUCCCAGUCCGCUUUAGCCGUCGACCUCCGCUUGGCUCUCUUCUCCUGCCUUCUCCUCGCUCUGAAAGCCGUGGAUAUUGCACGGCAUUACACCCUCGGCGAGCUUUUGGGCGACAUCGAAGAUCUUGACUUAGCCGGCGUCGUUGAAUUGGAGCUGCCCGUAUGCGCUGGACUCCGUUUUCAGUUGCUUACGCUGCACACACGCGAGCCAAUCAACGAACUCAUCGAGCUCCUUGUAAACGCAGCCGAGGCUAAGUACAAGCAGGAUGUGACAAGAGCUCUCACGGCGGGCCUGAGCGGCUCUGAGGCACAGCAUGCCAGCGACGGCAACAAUCUGGAGACUCGUAUGACUACUGGUAGCAAGACGGGGUCGGCAGACGUGGGAGAUCCUCUCGAUGCUGCAGAGACACAGCAUCUGGCAGUUCUCCAGCAGUUGGUAUUGCUGCAAGAGGACGCAGAGGCUUCUUGCCUGCUGAUGUGUGCCUCUCCCAACCUCCCCCUGCAGCAUCCCCCCUGCCAGCUCGCUUUGGCUAGCCUGCUUGGAAGUUCGAUCCGAAAGGAACUUGCGCAGCUUGGGCUGGAUGUAGAAGGCACACUUAGAAAGCACCUCGUGUCGAUGGCAGCUGCCGCUGGUGCCUCGAUCCCAGCGGCAGCAGACAGCCAGCAGGGAGGCCUCACGGGGAGCUCUAGAGAAGCCCAGUGGCUCAAGAUUCAGCAGCGUGUAGAGGCGAUCGUGGACGAGCUGCGAACGCUUCGCCAUGUUCAGCGGCAAAUACAGACUGGCGCUCUCUCACAGAAGAUGGCGGAUCUCUUGGGGAGGGCUAUUGACGCUGCCGAAAUCUUAGAGGGUCAGGGGCGGGCUGAGGGGUCUGGGGAGUUGCGGCGAGAGAAGAGGCGGAAGAAGAAGAAAGUGAAGAAGGAGUAA